UCAACUGUUAGCAUCAGUCCUAGAAAAAUAGUUCAGUCGAAAAAAAAGUUGUAGGAAGAGUAGCCGAAAACGUAGUCAAAAAAAAAAAAUAGGACGAAAAGGGAAAAAUUGUUUCGGUUUUUUUAAUGGACGUUAAAAAUUGGAUUAACAAACAGUGAAAAAGUGUAUAGUUGUGAUUAUUUUUUUUUCUCGUGAACUUGUGCAGGUGAAGAGAAAAAAAAAAGACAAAAUGUCACGAAGCUUCCUGGUGGAUUCGUUGAUUGGGAAUAAUUCGCCGCCAAAUUAUCCCCUGCCUUAUUAUACGGGCAAUCAACUGCCCAACUAUAUGUUCAAUUUAUUUAAUCUCGGUCUUGGAUAUCAUCCGGUUAGACCUGUGCCGAGACCGCCAACUUUGCCGGUUGUUCCCGUGCCAAUCUGCAAUCCUCAAACUAUUGUUGGACUUCCGAUGACCGGACAGAGUCCGCCUUCGCCUAUUAAUUCCUCCAGAUUAUCAGAUUUCUCAGCCUCGAAUACAUCGCCAUCACGUCAAAGCAAUUCGCCAACUCCACCGCCAAAAUCUCCAAAUUCCAUUAACAAUAGUUCGAAACGAAUUAGAACCGCAUUCACCAGCACUCAACUACUUGAACUCGAAAGAGAAUUUUCCUCCAACAUGUAUCUGUCACGUCUGAGACGCAUUGAAAUUGCCACAAAUUUACGUCUCUCCGAGAAGCAAGUGAAAAUAUGGUUUCAAAAUCGUCGCGUCAAAUACAAGAAAGAAGAUCUACCAUCCGGUCAAUCUCAAAAAUGCUGCUGCCUAAGAACAUGCGGCAAGAAGAAGGACGGUUGCAUGGAGGAAAAUCAAAAAUGUGAAAGCGCUGAUUUAGAGCUGCAAAAACGUGACGACGAUGAUUAUGAGGAGGCGGAUGUCGCCGAAGACGAAGACGACGAUGGUAUUAGCGUUGAAUCGGAUAAAUUGAGUGUCAAUAAGAAGGAGGGAAUAAGAAGAAAUUCGAUCGAAGAUUCAAAGAGCAUCAUUCCAAAUAGUAAUGCCGCCGCCGCUGCUGCUGCUGUUAUUGAGGGUACGGAAUUUUCUUCAAUGGGUCGUAUUUCCUUUGCCGAGGAGUUUCCACUCACUAAUUCACCGACAUCGCCAAUUGUACAACUUGAUGCAAAGUCCAAUUGGCAUCCUUUUCGGUAUCCGCUCGUUUCAAACUCCUUGAAUCAAGUUGAUGAUCAUUCUAGUGGUCGGGGAUGUAAGAGAACUUUGGAUUGCUAUCAGGAAUUAACGCCCGCUGAGAAGAGGAAAAGAAUUGAUUCACCUGCUUCCUAUUCAACUGUUCUCAUGCAAACUACUAUUGCACCACCGCCAAUUUUCACGGCAAUGGCGUGCACUAAACAUACGGUUGAAAAUAUUGUCAAUUCUUAGAAUUGUUGUUUGGCAUUUUCAAUUUUUAGAAGGGGAGAAAAAGUUUAAAUUACAAAAGAAGGAAUAAAUUUCAAUUGCAGAAG
Messenger RNA from Leptopilina heterotoma, 1488 nucleotides. RefSeq names its product GS homeobox 1-like. Bases 230 to 1405 code for a protein of 391 amino acids. Gene Ontology annotation, molecular function: DNA-binding transcription factor activity, RNA polymerase II-specific; RNA polymerase II cis-regulatory region sequence-specific DNA binding. Gene Ontology annotation, biological process: regulation of transcription by RNA polymerase II. The record is from RefSeq and is a predicted model, not a curated record. Gene Ontology annotation, cellular component: nucleus. NCBI's taxonomy places the organism in Eukaryota, Metazoa, Arthropoda, Insecta, Hymenoptera, Figitidae. The transcript is spliced from 2 exons.